Molecule: messenger RNA, 5430 nt
Organism: Limanda limanda (common dab)
Lineage: Eukaryota; Metazoa; Chordata; Actinopteri; Pleuronectiformes; Pleuronectidae
Gene: vps8
Product: VPS8 subunit of CORVET complex
Exons: 45
Coding region: 62-4267 (1401 amino acids)
Biological process (GO): endosomal vesicle fusion; vesicle-mediated transport; protein targeting to vacuole
Cellular component (GO): HOPS complex; early endosome; late endosome
Molecular function (GO): protein binding
Source: RefSeq, a predicted model, not a curated record
AGAGGUGCAGGCUGACAGACACAGGGCAGAUCUGAGCUCUUCAGUCCGUGUACACCCAGAGAUGUCGGAUUCCCCGGACACCCGCAGCCUGCUCUCUGCCUCCUCCCAGCUUAACCUGAUGGAGGUGGACACGAUCGAUGAUAAGGAGUUUGACAUUCCCCAAGUGGACACACCUCCCACACUGGAGAGCAUCCUUAAUGAGCUGGACGAUGAGGAGGAGCCCUUUAUGUUGGAAGACACAUGCACACUGAGCACAGACAACAUGGAUGCUCAUUCCUGUGACACAUCUUCUCUGGCCAGUUCUGACAGUGGAGACCCUGCACAUCUCAAACGAAAAAGGAGGAUGGUGGAUCUAAAUGCAACAGUUCAUGGGUCUGUUCUUCGACACAGCCUGCUGAAGGGAAUCUCUGCACAAAUCGUCUCAGCUGCUGACAAAGUGGAUGCUGGACUGCCAACUGCUAUAACAGUGUCGGGUGUGAUCGCUGUGGGGACGUCUCAUGGUCUGGCUCUGGUUUUUGAUACCAACCAGGCCCUGCGACUCUGCCUGGGCACCAAGACAACUGGGGCAGAGUUUGGAGCUGUCUCCGCCCUCAGCAUCAAUCACGAUUGCUCACGGCUUCUCUGUGGAUUUGCCAAAGGACAGAUUACAAUGUGGGAUCUAGCCAAUGGGAAACUUCUGAGAACUAUCACCGAUGCCCAUCCUCCAGGGACAGCUAUACUGCAUGUUAAGUUCACAGAUGACCCAACUCUUGCAGUGUGCAAUGACAGUGGAGGAUCAGUGUUUGAGCUGGCCUUCAGGAGAGUAAUGGGGAUGCGCACCUGUGACUCUCGAUGUCUCUUCAGUGGAUCUAAAGGGGAGGUCUGCUGUAUUGAGCCUCUGCGUGCUCCUCCAGACUUCAGAGACCAUCCCAUCACACACUACUCUCUACUGGCCAUGGCCUCUCUCACUAAAAUUUUGGUCAUUGGCCUGAAGCCCACCCUGAAAGUCUGGAUGACUUUUCCCUACAGCAAGUCGGAUCCAUCCAGCGUUCCUCAGCUGGCCUGGCAGUUUGUUCCUGUUCAGAAGACAGUCAACCCUAUCCUGGCUUUUUGUAAAGGAGACACCGUCCACUUCCUGCUGGUUAAAAAGGAGGAGACGGGGACCAUCCAUGUCAUCAAACAAAGACAACUCCACCUCAGCUGUGACAUCAUCAGCCUGAGUUGGAUCAACAGUCGCACACUGGUCCUGGUAGACAGCCAUGAAAAGCUGCACGUUGUGGACCGGCCCAGUCAGGAGGUUUUGGAGACGCUGGACUUGGAGCAGGUGCAGCUGGUCUAUAACAGCCGACAUUUCAAAUCGCUGGCUACUGGAGGGAAUGUCUCCCAGGCUCUGGCUUUAGUUGGAGAGAAGGCCUGCUACCAGUCGGUGUCAAGCUAUGCAGGACAGAUUGUCUAUUUGGGCACUAAGUCGUCUCACAUUAUGACUCUACGAAACUGGAGAGAGCGUUUAGACUGUCUGCUGAAACAGGAGCAUUUUGCUGAAGCGCUCACUUUAGCCUGGUCUUUCCAUGAGGGAACUGCUAAAGCUGUGGUUGGCCUGUUUGGAGAUCCGAUAAAAAGGAAGGGAGUGGUAGCUGACAAGAUGGUAGAGAUACUUGGCCAGUUUGCUGAUCACGCUUUGAAGAAGUGUCCAGAACAAGGCAAGAUCCAAGUGAUGGAGCAACAUUUCUAUGAUGUGGUUCCAGUCCUAGUGGAUUACUGCCUGCUGCUACAGAGAGCUGACCUGCUGUUCAGCCAUCUGUAUACUCGCCUGGUGGAGAACACAGUUUCAAAGGGAGUUUUCCUGGAGUCGCUGGAGUCAUACAUUGUUGCUGAUCGCCUUGGUCACUUGACCACACCCAUCCUGAGGGACCUCCUGGCUCAUUACCAUGGCAACGGUAUGAUGGACAGUCUGGAGAGAUGCAUAGUCCAUCUGGAUGUCACCAGCCUCGACAUACAGCAGGUCGUUCAAGUGUGUUGGGAGAAUCAGCUCUAUGAUGCGAUGAUCUACGUUUUCAACAGCGGCAUGAAUGACUACAUUACACCUAUGGAGAAACUAUUUGCAGUGAUUGGACCACCACUUAGGGAGGGGAGAAGCCUAACAGAUGAGGAAGUGGUGAUGGGAAACAAGAUUCUAGUGUACAUAAGCUGUUGCCUAGCAGGAAGAGCGUACCCACUAGGAGACAUCCCUGAAGACCUUGUGAUUCAGGUCAAGAACCAGGUGUUUGAGUUCCUGAUCCGUCUCCACUCAGCUGAUUGGUCAGAGGAGGAGGAGGUUUUCCCCUUUAUUCGUACACUCCUCCACUUUGACACUCGGGAGUUCCUCAAUGUCCUCGCCAUGACAUUUGAAGACUUUAAGAAUGACAAGCAGGCCCUUGAGUACCAGCAGAGGAUAGUGGACAUCUUACUCCAGGUUAUGGUGGACAACCCAGACUUCACACCCUCCCAGGUGGGCGGGCUCUUCACCUUUUUGGCUCGACAGUUGGCCAAACCAGACAACACGCUUUUUGUGAACAGGAAGCUUUUUGAUCAGGUUCUGGAGUUCCUAUGUUGCCCUGACGAUGACUCCCGACACACAGAGAGGCAGCAGGUGCUCCUGGAGCUGCUGCAGGUCGGAGGUGUGGUGCAGUUUAAUGAAGAAAGGUUGUUGGCUUUGGCAGAGAAGGCCAAGUUCUACCAAAUCUGUGAAUUCCUUUACGAGAAGAAACAUCUCUAUGACAGGAUCAUCGACUGCUACCUGAGAGACCCCCUACGAGAGGGGGAGAUCUUCAGCUACAUCCACAAUCUGCUGUCCAUGCCUGGCUACAGCCCUGAAGAGAAACAAACAGUGAAGGAAAAAGUGCUGCAACACAUCCAGGAGCUGGUGACACUUGACCCAAGCAAGUCAGCUGAUGUAGUGCUGUUUCAUUUCACUGAAGAGGUGCAGCUAAUCAUCUCUGAAAUUGAGGAUGAUGAGCUACUUUUCAAGUUCCUCAGCUGCCUCCUGGAGCCCCGGGAAGGGCAUCAUUCAGGGACCGACCUGCCUCUGGAACGUGACCUCCAUGAGCGUCUGCUGGAACUACUGUGCCGCUUUUCACCCCAGCAGCUCCUGAGCUUCCUCCAGACCUCCCAGCACUACAGACUGGAGGAGGCCAUACAAAUAACAGAGAUGCACCACCACAGCGAAGCCACAGCCUAUCUGCUGGAGAGGAAGGGCGACUUUCAUGGAGCCUUUUCUGUCUUGUUAGAGACACUGAAGGAGAAACUGUGUCUCCUCACUGCGGAGAGCGACACAGAAGCAGAAGACAGAGGACAUGAUGAAGUUGUGAGAACCGAUGAUUCAACACUGACCAGAGUAAAGGAUUCACUGAAUGACAUCAUCGCCCUGUGUCAUCGAAGCUCACACAACCUCUACCAGCAACAAAGAGAGGCUCUGUGGUUUCCACUUCUGGAGACCAUGAUGGCUUCUCAGAAACUAGUGAAGGGGUCAAAUCCCAAACACACCUCUGAAGUGUUGAAGGAGCUGACGAUGAAGGUUCUCAACUCUAUGAGCAGCUUCAUUCCUUUGCCUGCCAUCAUCCAACGAAUACUACAGGACCCGGUUUAUGGGAAAGGAAAGCUUGCAGAGAUCCAAGGCCUUAUUCUGGGUAUGCUGGACACCUUUAACUAUGAACAGACUUUACUUGAAACAACCACUAGUCUGUUGAACCAUGACCUCCACUGGUCCCUGGCACACCUCCGUGCUGCUGUCACAAGGGGACUCCACCCACGCCAGGACUACUGUAACAUCUGCCUCCAGCAAUACAAGAGAAGGCAUGAUUCAGCUGAAGAGAUCAUUGUGUUCAGCUGUGGCCACCUGUACCACUUCCAGUGCCUGCAGCAGAAGGACUGUGGGUGGGGCCUUGCCUCAGAGCGGCAGCAGCGCUGGAGCUGCUACAAGUGUUCCUCCAGCCAAGGAGGGAAGGGAGCUUCCACUGAACCAAACAGAAGCCGCAGCACGUCCCUGGCACAGACUCGUGUUACAUCAGUGCAUCAUGAUGCAGGAGCAGACGCUCACAGUAAGAAGGUGUUUGUUGAGGCAUCAUUGGACCUUCAGCAGGAACAGUCCUGGGAUCAGCUACGCUCUUUAUACCGAGGACCCUCAAGGUUAUCCAUCCUUUCAGAGCUCUCCCACUGCCACAGCGAGAAGACGGGGCCUCUGAUCCCGGUCCAACCAGGAGCAGAGAAUUUCCAACUGAAACUCUCUCCUCCACCUCUGUUGGAGGAGUAGCAUCGUUACUGAUCAACAUUUCCAUAAUUUGUCCAGAUUCAAGUAGAAAUUGAAACUUGAAGGAGACUUUCCUGAUAUUUUCAUUGUGAAUUGUAAAUUUCUUUUUUAUUGUGACAAAUUUGAUAUUGUAUAACUGUUAUGUAACUAUAUCAAAAAUUAUUAUUAUUUCAAACAAACUGAAUCCAUUUAUCAGAAUGCCUUUUGUUAUAGAAUAACAAAGUGCUGCAAGUAGAUGCACUAUAUGAAUGUGUGUGUGAAUGGGUGAAUGUGAAACUGUACUGUAAAGCGCUUUGAGUGGUCAACAUCAGACUAGAAAAGCGCUAUAUAAAUACAAAUCCAUUUACCAUUUACCUUUUCCACCAAAAGAAACCGAGUGCUAGUGUUGGUUCAACUUGUAAAGAACCAGGUUGCUUUUCCAUGGGUUAGAGCCGCCUUAAGGCUACAUCAUUGCAUCACCAUAUACGUCACCGUCUACAUCUUUAUGCCUCAACUGUAUAAAUGAACCCACGAACUGGCACUUAUUAUAUGUUAUAUUAAAUGAUAUACAGUAUAUCCAUUAAUUAAUUAAUUUAGUCCAACCUUACUCCAGUUGCUCUCUUCUUUCUCUUUCUCUCUCUGACACACUGACUCUGACUCCCCUCACGUGUUCAUGCUACAGGUUGAUUUGUUUGUAACUACCGCUGCAUUAUCCUUAUCAAUACUUUUCUACAAUGAAUCUUUCUACAGACCUUUCAUUCAUCUUUUUAUCCCCCUGCCUCGUGCACUGACACACACACACACACACACACACACACCUUGUUUUCAGACACACCUGUAAACUCAGAACAACAGAAUUUGGGCUUCACCGACACACUUUUUGCAGAGAGAGGAUUGAGGUGUGAUCAAGUCACAAGUGGAAAUGCAGGCUAGUCUUUCCUCUAGACCAUCACUGAAACACACAGAACAGUUUCCACUGGCUCCCAAUUGGCCCUAGAACUGCCAUGGUGGAAAAGGCUCACAAUAGUGCUUUCACUUUUUACUUAAGAUUCAAUUAUUCACUCGAAGGUGGUGGGAAAGUUUAUAUUCAAGUUCUAAUGAAUCUGUUUUCAUUGCACUAAAUUGUAUUAACAUGACCUUUUAUCAAUACACCAACUUUUUCAUUUCUAUAAAUUUAGAAAAGUAAA